AUGACUCUUUUCCUUGGCUUUGCCUUCCUCGCAGCUCUCCUGUCUCACAUUGGCUGCAGUAAUCAACGCCGAGGUCCCGCCGAGUCCAAUGCAAGAAGGUAUAACCGGAUCCAGCAUGGGCAGUGUACUUACACGUUCAUCCUUCCGGAACAGGAUGGGAACUGUCGCGAAAGCACCACUGAGCAAUACAACACAAAUGCUCUCCAAAGGGAUGCCCCCCACGUGGAACAGGAUUUCUCUUCCCAGAAACUGCAGCGCCUGGAGCAUGUGAUGGAAAAUUACACGCAGUGGUUGCAAAAACUUGAGAGCUACAUUGUGGAAAACAUGAAGUCAGAGAUGGCUCAGCUACAGCAACAUGCUGUCCAGAACCACACAGCUACCAUGCUGGAAAUAGGAACCAGUCUCCUCAGCCAGACUGCUGAACAGACAAGAAAACUCACAGAUGUCGAAACCCAGGUACUAAAUCAAACAUCCCGAUUAGAAAUUCAGCUGCUGGAAAAUUCAUUAUCUACUUACAAGCUGGAGAAACAACUGCUCCAACAGACACAUGAAAUCUUGAAAAUUCAUGAGAAAAACAGUUUACUGGAGCACAAAAUCCUUGAAAUGGAAGAAAGACACAAAGGGGAGCUGGACACUUUGAAGGAAGAGAAAGAGAACUUGCAAGGUUUGGUAUCCCGGCAAAGCUACAUCAUUCAGGAGCUGGAAAGGCAGCUAAGCAAGGCAACCACCAACAACAGCAUUCUUCAGAAACAGCAGCUGGAGCUGAUGGACACAGUUCACAGCUUGGUCAGCCUUUGUUCCAAGGAAGGAGUUCUGCUAAAGAAUGCAAAAAAAGAAGAUGACAAGCCAUUCAGAGACUGUGCCGAUGCUUACCAAGCUGGUUUUAACAAAAGUGGCGUCUACACUAUUUAUAUUAAUAAUAUAUCAGAACCUAAAAAGGUCUUCUGCAAUAUGGAAAUUGCAGGGGGAGGUUGGACAGUUAUACAACACCGAGAAGAUGGGAGUCUAGACUUCCAAAAAAACUGGAAAGAAUACAAAAUGGGCUUUGGUAGUCCCUCAGGAGAAUAUUGGCUGGGGAAUGAAUUUAUCUUUACGAUAACAAGUCAAAAGCACUAUUCACUAAGAAUUGAACUAAUGGACUGGGAAGGAAAUCGGGCUUAUUCACAAUACGAUAGGUUUUACAUAGGAAAUGAAAAGCAGAAUUACAGGCUGUAUCUGAAGGGUCACUCAGGAACAGCAGGAAAGCAGAGCAGCCUUAUCUUGCAUGGGGCUGACUUCAGUACCAAAGAUGCUGACAAUGACAACUGCAUGUGCAAGUGUGCCCUUAUGCUCACAGGAGGGUGGUGGUUUGAUGCCUGUGGGCCUUCCAAUCUCAAUGGAAUGUUCUACUCAGCUGGACAGCACCAUGGAAAAAUAAAUGGAAUCAAAUGGCAUUACUUCAAAGGCCCCAGUUAUUCAUUACGGUCCACAGCUAUGAUGAUCCGGCCAUUAGACUUUUAAACACAUCAAGUGAAUGCAGGAGCAACGUCCAGUAUAACUACCACGUUCUAGAGAACUUCUUACACAACCUUCAGAAAUAGAAGGUGGGAACUUCCUGAAAGCAUCAGAUGGCAGCUAUACUCGGAUCUCGUAGCACAGGCGGCCACCAAACACACCAGGCGUGGAUCAAGUAGCAGCUGCUUUGCCUGUAAGAAGAGGGCUAAUAUGGCUAUUCUGUGGACAACAUUGCAGUUCAGUUGCCACAAAUGAGUCUAAUAUCUAUCAGUGGAGUCUUUUUUUUUAACUUUGUGCAAAAGACAUCAAAAUUACCAGACAACACAGAUACAAUAUGAAAAUUGUGUAAAGCAUAAAAUAAAUCAUGAUCAAUGAGAAAAUACUUUUCAGCAAUGAAAAUGAUGUCGAGUCUAUGCAAAUGCACAAAUAUUUAUUUUAAUUGGUACACAUGCCUUAAAAAUGAAGAAGACAGCCAUGGUUGCCUGUUAUCAGUAAAGAAAAAUUAGAUGGAUAAAUUCUCUUCAACAUAGGAUCGAUAUGGUAUGUCAGAGCAAUUUUUCAUUAAGCCCUUUUCAAAUAUGAAACAUGCCCUGUAAUAAAGAGACGGUGAGUCAUCUCAGACAGAGAAUGAUAAGAGCAAUAUUCAGAGAGUUGUCAUUUGCCCUGCGUUGCCCGAGUGAAGUAAAUGUAGGUAAUCCAGGUACUUGGCAUAAUCCUUCAACUAGGAAGUAAGCAAAGAUUUUUCUUUCUGAUGGCUACAGCUUUGGCAUGCAUCAAAACCAG
Molecule: messenger RNA, 2277 nt
Organism: Eublepharis macularius
Lineage: Eukaryota; Metazoa; Chordata; Lepidosauria; Squamata; Eublepharidae
Gene: ANGPT1
Product: angiopoietin 1
Exons: 9
Coding region: 1-1500 (499 amino acids)
Biological process (GO): angiogenesis; Tie signaling pathway
Molecular function (GO): receptor tyrosine kinase binding
Source: RefSeq, a predicted model, not a curated record